AUAUGCCUUCAGAAGGUCAACCAAAAGUCAUCGGCUCCCCGACAAUCACGUCGCCCUGUCAAUCGCUUACUCCGCCUCUCUUUUUCAAGUUUCAAUCGUUGCCGCAUACAUCGCCUUUCGACUUAACACCUUCUAAUAUUUACUGCUGUUGUUGCUGCAUGCACAGUUGUUAGCAGCUGUCUGGACCCUUGUCAUUCUUCAUGGGAAAGUGGAGAUAUGGCGUUGUUCUGGAUGCUGGGUCCUCUGGGACGCGCGUCUAUAUCUACCGCUGGCUGAACAGCGACACGGCGCGCAAGCAAGCGACCGACGCGCAACUGCACACUCUGCCUGUUAUAGAGACAGACAAGAAGUGGACCAAAAAGAUUCAUCCAGGUAUCUCGACUUUUGGCGAACACCCUCACGAUGUCGGUCGUGACCACCUCGACAAGCUCCUCAGCCAUGCGCUCAAGAAGAUCCCACAACAGGAUGUCCCGAACACGCCACUUUUCCUGCUUGCGACAGCGGGCAUGCGAAUACUGCCUGACGGUCAGCGGAAGGCUGUGCUAAAGGAGGUGUGCGACUAUGCGAAAACAAACACAAAAUUCCAGCUGCCGGAUUGCGAUGUACAUAUUCAGGUCAUACCAGGAGAGACGGAAGGACUGUAUGGUUGGAUUGCGGCGAAUUAUCUGCUCGGCGGAUUCGACCAACCGGAAAAACACGACCAUGGCAAGGGGCACAAUACGUAUGGAUUUCUGGAUAUGGGAGGUGCAUCGGCACAGAUUGCUUUUGCGCCAAACGUGACGGAAGCAGAGAAGCAUGCGAACGACCUAACGCUGUUGCGAUUACGAACGGUCGAUGGGACACCCUUGGAGCACAAGGUCUUCGUUACAACGUGGCUGGGAUUUGGCGUCAACCAGGCAAGGCAGCGAUAUGUCAAGGCACUUCUAGCUUCUAGCUCGUCGAAAGAGCUACCGGAUCCCUGUUUACCCGCUGGUCUGAAGGUCGAGGUCACAAAAGAAGGCAAAUUCAUCCAGCUGGACACGGAUGACGAGGACGACGAGGCGCAGGAGGCUGCAGCGGAACUGCUCGGGACUGGGAAGUUCGCAGAGUGUAUGCAUCAGACGUACCCUUUGUUGGAGAAAGACAAGGAAUGCACGGAUGCACCAUGUCUGCUGAACGGGCAGCAUGUGCCGGCGAUCGACUUUGACGUAAACCAUUUUGUGGGCGUAUCUGAGUACUGGCAUACAACGCAUGAGAUCUUCGAGAAGGGCCACAAGGACAAGGCGUACGACUUCACGACGUACCAAAAACGAGUAGAGGAAUUCUGCAGUCAAGACUGGAAGGCUAUUGAGAAGGGGAUCAAGAAAGAUAAAUGGAGCGGCAAGAUGGACAAGGAAAAGGCACGCGAGGUCUGCUUCAAGGCAUCAUGGAUCAUCAACAUGCUACAUGAUGGUAUUGGAGUCCCGCGGGUGGGCAUCGAACCUCUACCCGACAGCAAGAACUUGACGGAGGAGGUUGUUGACAACGCAAAAGAGAAGGGCUUUCUCGACCCUUUCCAGGCAGUCAACAAGAUCAACGACGUCGAGGUGAGCUGGACACUCGGGAAAAUGGUCCUCUACGCGUCCAGCGAGAUCCCACCACCCUCCGAGAAAGCUCUUGCUGUGGGAUUCGGCUCCAACGUCGCCGGUAUCCCAUCAGACUUCCAGUACCCCGGUGGCGCCUACCUUCCACAUUCCGCUCAAGACGACGAAAGCGUCUGGCACCGUCUUUUCAUCAAGAACCCCAGCCGCAUCCCCGCCUUCUUCAUCAUGGUCUUCAUCAUGUUCUUCAUCAUGGGCAUCAUACUAGGCCGCGAGCGUCGGGCCUCAGUACGCAAAACCAUCAGCGCGCUCUUCACAAAGAAACCCGGAAAAACGGCGCCUCAACACCGCCGGCGCCGCGGCUUCCCAGGAAAACUCUUCGGCCUCGGUUCCUCCUCCUCCUCGGCGCCCACAUACGAGCGAGUCGAUCUCGAAGACGGCACUGCAGAUCCCAACACGUUCGAGCUCGACGAACAGUAUGUUGAUUCCUCGGACAACGAGUUCUCCGACUCGUCUGAGGGGUCGAAGAUUGGCCUCACGUCUGGCUGGGCGACGCCGCAGAUCAAGGAACCGGUGGGCACGCAGGGGUACUUUGGUACUGCGGAUGUGCUGAGUGCGGGGGCUGGGUUGGGACUGAGACCUGGUGGAUUGCUGUCCAGGACUGAUAGUCGGGAGAGGAUUAGGAGUCGGGCGAGUAGCCCGAAGAGACUGAAUACUUUGCAUAAGCUGGAUGAGUAAGGUCUGAUUAAGGGCGUUUUGUACGGGUGUUUUGUUGAGCAUUUGGAAGUGGAGUUGGCGUUUUCUCUGGGUGUGGGUUGUCGUUUGGGAUUGGAAUGGGGAUUAUGAUGGGGAUGAGGAUAAUGUGUUUUCAGCGUUGCAGAGGUGUGGGUUCGAGUUUGUCCUUGUGCUUGGAGAUGUGAAUCCUGCACGAUUACUUGUGUAUACAAUCAAGUACACCAAGUUGCUCCUCGUCUAGAAUCUGUGAAUUGACCG
Molecule: messenger RNA, 2552 nt
Organism: Dothidotthia symphoricarpi CBS 119687
Lineage: Eukaryota; Fungi; Ascomycota; Dothideomycetes; Pleosporales; Dothidotthiaceae
Exons: 4
Coding region: 201-2297 (698 amino acids)
Biological process (GO): nucleoside diphosphate catabolic process
Cellular component (GO): membrane
Molecular function (GO): nucleoside diphosphate phosphatase activity
Source: RefSeq, a predicted model, not a curated record